CGGAAGUAGGAAGUAACUAGCUAGGAAGUCUUCAAGAAUGCAUUUGGCUAAUUAGCGUUCAAGCGAACUGCGCGUCGUUUCUGUUUUGAUAUACCUCAGCGGUCGAGAGCCCUAUAGGAAGACCACUCUCCGUGCAUCCAAUAAUUGAAGUGUUGUAGAAUCUUAUCUGAUCAACAUGAGUCUACAGUGGACGGCCGUGGCCACAUUCCUUUAUGCAGAGGUCUUCUUUGUGUUGCUUCUGUGUGUGCCCUUCAUCUCCCCCAAGAGAUGGAGUAAGAUCUUCAAAUCUCGUCUGGUUCAAACUAUCGCAUAUUAUGGAAACACCUCCUUCAUUGUAGCCAUUGCCAUUCUCGUUUUCUUACUAAUUGAUGCGUUCAGGGAGGUGCGAAAGUACAGUGUGACUGAGAAGGUGGACCUGACCAACAACCCAGUGGCUGUAGAUCACAUUCACAUGAAGUUGUUCAGAGCCCAGAGGAAUGAGUACAUUGCUGGCUUCGCCCUGCUCCUGUGUGUGUUGCUGAGGAGACUGGCAACCCUGCUCUCUCAGCAGGCCACUUUGAUGGCUUCCAACGAGGCCUUCAAGAAGCAAGCCGAGGGAGCCAGUGAUGCUGCCAAGAAGUACAUGCAGGAGAAUGAGGAUCUGCAGGCGAAACUAAAGGAUGCCGGCGUCGCUGUCCCAGAAGUGGGCAAGAAGCCGUCUGGAGUUGGAGUGCAGGAUGAAAACAAGAUGUUGAAGGCAGAGAUGCGCUCUCUGAAGGAUGAGCUGGAAGCCACAAAGAAAGUCCUCCUGAAGUCUGACGGUGACGUGAAGGCAAUGAAGAAGCAGGCGGAGAACCUGACUGUGGAGUAUGACCGCCUGCUCAAUGAACAUUCCAAGCUGCAGGCAAGCAGUGAUGCUCAAUCGCAGGACAAAAAGUCCAACUGAUCGGGAGAGAAGUGUUGACGUGCUCGUACCAUCCACCGUCAACAACAGCCACCCACCACCACUGCUUUACACAGGAAGUCAUUAGGUGCUGAAUGUGCAGACCUGCAGGAGGAGGAUUUGGUUUAUCUGCCUUUAAAGCCUCGCUACUCUGUUGUGGCGCACAAUGGAUAGCCAUGUUUUUUUUUGUAUGUUUGCCUCCAUUUGUGAAACCACCUUGUACUUUAUAUCUGUACUUAGCUGUUUUCAUUCCAUUUGAAAUUAAAUGAACGAAUUGCACAUCUGAACAGAUGAUCCUCUGCCUCUUUGUAUUUGAGAAGGCUAUGUCCCCUGUUGGAUGUCUGAUUUUACUACUUUAGUUGUUCAACCAAUGUAUCUAUUCUGAGGGGACCUGGUAACAGUUGUCCAUGUCACAAAUAUUCCGAUAUCUGAUAGAAAAUAUGUAGUUGCGAGUCACCUUUGGACUUACUGUAAGGUGUGGUUUAACAUCUUAUUCCUGUUUGUCAAUUCUUCAUUCUUGUUUUGAAUGUAAUCUGUGUUACCUGUUACAGUAUGAGGCAGACCCUACGGUCAUUAAGGGCAUCAUAUUGUAUGGGUGGGAAUCUGCAUAUGCUCCUUUGAUGGAAAGCAGUUCAUUUUCACUCCAGUAAUUAGGCCCAUUUCAUGCUUUUGACUGAACAAAUCUGUGAUUUGGCACAUCUUGUUCUUUGAAGCCCUUAUCCACUUGCUUUGUUUGAAAAUUAAUAAGUUCCUUUUACCUCGUCUGACUGCACACUUCUGUAUUGGAGAAGCGCCUCAGGCACAUGGUGUGACGAACUUGUACCACUCAAAUCACUAAGCCGCUGCAUAACAUGAUAUGAGAUGAGCUGUAUUGGAAUGUAGGGCUUCAUGGCGUCCUUCCAUUUGAAGACUCUCAUUGGUUGAGAUGUCAUUUAAAAACACGGUUGGUUCAGUCUUUCAAAUGUUAGACACGAUGUAGUCUUUAAAUUCUGAUAUUUGAAAGAAUGUUGGAAAAUUGUUUAUUAAACUUCUUUGCGAUCUCACACCCUGUCUUUUCUUUCCUGUUUUCCCACUUGCUGAUCAUAGAAUGGUCUAUUUGGAGUGCUUCACCCGCCAUUUUGAAUUUAAUUGGAGGGGAAAUUUUAUGAACUGCAUAAUAAGAUUUCCCUGCCUGUAGAUCCAAUUUGAACGGCGAGGGUUGUAAAUAAAUCUCCCAUUAAGCAGCAACUUAAAGAAUUGUGGAACUUGUCAGUAAUUAAAUAGUCAACUUUCUGUCAUGGUCAACUGGCUGUCAAAGUCACUGUCAUGGCCACUCUGACCUUCAGGGGAGAUGGUAACCUGUCUGGGUCCGUCUGGUGUUGUACAAGAAAUUCUUAGUUUGGUGAUAUUAACAUGCCUAAGAACAGUACACUAUUCAUCCAUGUUUAUAUGUAAUAUCAGUGUUUAGUUACCUUCAUUUAUAAUGCACACUUUACAAGGUCGCCGAGCAGGCCUAGUACUCGAGGUAAAGGUUCUAUCUAUGUAUUUGACCAUUUCUUUUGCUUUCAUCUAUUUUCUUGUGGGCGAGGGGUUUGUUCUGAUGAACUAUUUACAGUAAGUGGUAGAUGUCUGGAAGCCAUCUGAUUUUUAAACGCCACUUUUUUUCCCCUCAUUACAUUGUCAGUUUUUCCAUUUUGUCAGACACUGGUGAUACUCAUUCCUUAGUCCAAGGGCUAUUGAAAUUCAUAUUCUCAACAGAGAAGAUGAGUCUCAAAGGUUUUGCAGGUUUUGUCCUUGCUGUUUAGUCAUUGACUCUUGAUGAUAUUAAUUCUAUUAUAUAAUCUCAUUUGGUGGCCUUAAGUGUCAUUUAACUGACCUAUUUUUGCAUGAUGACUUUCUCACAAGAGAACUGCAUUUACACAUGAUCUUCUGUCCUUUCAAGAAAUGUUAGCUAAUUAUGUCACAUCAAAGUUUUCCCCUUAUCUUGGAGGGAAGAAGUUUGCUGUUUCAUUAUAACUAAAUGUAUUUUUUGGAUUACAGCAUCUAUGUUUGCAGUCAACUACAUGUAUGAACAUGGUCAAUGCUGUUGGUGUGAAAUGCAAAAUAAAUAUAUUUCUCAACAAUG
This is a messenger RNA of Oncorhynchus gorbuscha (pink salmon), 3026 nucleotides long. RefSeq names its product B cell receptor associated protein 31 (gene bcap31). The record is from RefSeq and is a predicted model, not a curated record. Lineage: Eukaryota; Metazoa; Chordata; Actinopteri; Salmoniformes; Salmonidae. Gene Ontology annotation, biological process: endoplasmic reticulum to Golgi vesicle-mediated transport; intracellular protein transport. The transcript is spliced from 8 exons. Gene Ontology annotation, cellular component: endoplasmic reticulum; endoplasmic reticulum membrane. The coding region runs from base 176 to 925 and encodes 249 amino acids.